AUGACUAUCAAACUUAUUGGAUAUCCUAUUUCAACACCUACUCUUAGAGUUGUCAUAUGCCUUAAGGAAUUAGGUAUUCCUUACGAAUUCGAACCUCCAGCUAGUUUUCAAGCUUUAAAAGAUAAAGAUUAUAUCGCGAAUAAGCAUGCAUUCGGAAAAAUCCCAGUCCUUCUGGAUGGAGAUUAUGUAAUUAACGAAUCUCGUGCAAUUUGUCGUUACCUUGUAUCUAAAUACCAAGGCAAAUAUAAUGAUACGAUCUUGAUUCCCAGCGAUGUUCAUAAAGCCGGAUUAGUCGAACAAUUCAUUUCUUAUGAAUCAUGUUACUAUGACUCACCGGUCUCAAAAAUCAUAGGACAAGAAGUGUUUGCUAAAAAAUUUCGAGGUAAAGACCCUGACCCUGAAAUCAUUAAGCAAGGUCGUGAAGACCUUAGUAAAGUUUUAGAUGUUUAUGAGAAACUUUUGGAAGGAAAGGAAUAUUUGAUUGGAGAAUUUUCUUUAGCUGAUAUCUUUCAUUGUCCUUGUACUAAUUUAGCCUAUGGUAUUGCCGCCCAUUCUGAUUUAUGGGAUAACAGGCCUAAUGUUAAAAAUUGGUGGAAUAAUUUGCGUAAUAGGGACUGCAUUAAAAAAUCUUUUGAAGAAGUCAAAAAUUAA
This is a messenger RNA of Cetraspora pellucida, 651 nucleotides long. The record is from the annotation of a GenBank genome assembly. NCBI's taxonomy places the organism in Eukaryota, Fungi, Glomeromycota, Glomeromycetes, Diversisporales, Gigasporaceae.